CCGCCCCGCUCCCUCCCGCAGGCCUGCCAGCGCGGCUGCGCAGGCUCAGCCUGGUGCCCCUGCCAUUUCACCACCCACUCGGGGGCACCCGGCCGGUUCUCUAUCCCAGGCCCCCAUCCCUAGCCUUCGGGUAGAGUGAUGCUACCCGACUGGCCCCGGGGACACCGAAGCACAAAGAAAGCUCGGACCGCGCCAGAGGCCACCGGCCGGAGCUGAGUUGCUCGUGGUGGCCUGUCCUCUACCAGGUGACCCAGGGACAGCAUUUCCCCGGAGCUGCAGCCCCCGCCUGGGGGGGAUGGGCACAAUCACACGAGAUGGACGAGAAGAUCAAGAAAGCCGAGGAGAUGGCCCAGAGGCUCACCCGAGCAGUGGCUGGUGGGGAUGAACAAGUAGCUAUGCAGUGUGCCAUCUGGCUGGCAGAGCAGCGGGUGCCCCUGAAUGUGCAACUGAAGCCUGAGGUCUCCCCGACACAGGACAUCAGGCUGUGGGUGAGCGUGGAGGAUGCGCAGAUGCACACGGUCACUAUCUGGCUCACAGUGCGUCCUGACAUGACGGUGGCCUCCCUCAAGGACAUGGUGUUCCUGGACUACGGCUUCCCGCCAACCCUGCAGCAGUGGGUGAUUGGGCAGCGGCUGGCUCGGGACCAGGAGACCCUGCACUCCCACGGGGUGCGGCGGAACGGGGACAGCGCCUACCUCUAUCUGCUAUCAGCCUGCAACACCUCACUCAACCCUCAGGAGCUGCAGCGGGAGCGGCAGUUGCGGAUGCUGGAAGAUCUGGGCUUCAAGGACCUCACGCUGCAGCCACGGGGCCCCCUGGAGCCGGUUCCCCCGAAGCCUGGGGCCCCCCAGGAGCCCGGGCGGGGGCAGCCCGAUGCCGCGCCGGAGCCCCCGCCGAUGGGCUGGCAGUGCCCCGGCUGCACCUUCAUCAACAAGCCCACGCGGCCGGGCUGCGAGAUGUGCUGUCGGGCGCGGCCCGAGGCCUACCAGGUCCCCGCCUCGUACCAGCCCGAUGAGGAGGAGCUAGCGCGCCUGGCCGGCGAGGAGGAGGCGCUGCGCCAGUACCAGCAGCGGAAGCAGCAGCAGCAGGAGGGGAACUACCUGCAGCACGUGCAGCUGGAUCAGCGGAGCCUGGUGCUGAACACCGAGCCCACCGAGUGCCCCGUGUGUUACUCGGUGCUGGCGCCCGGCGAGGCUGUGGUGCUGCGCGAGUGUCUGCACACCUUCUGCAGGGAGUGUCUGCAGGGCACCAUCCGCAACAGCCAGGAGGCCGAGGUCGCCUGCCCCUUCAUUGAUAACACCUACUCGUGCUCGGGCAAGCUGCUGGAGAGGGAGAUCCGGGCGCUCCUGAGCCCUGAGGACUACCAGCGGUUUCUGGACCUGGGCAUCUCCAUCGCGGAAAACCGCAGCGCCUUCAGCUACCACUGCAAGACCCCGGACUGCAAGGGGUGGUGCUUCUUUGAGGAUGAUGUCAAUGAGUUCACGUGCCCUGUGUGUUUCCACGUCAACUGCCUGCUUUGCAAGGCCAUCCACGAGCAGAUGAACUGCAAGGAGUACCAGGACGACCUGGCCCUGCGGGCUCAGAAUGACGUGGCUGCCCGGCAGACGACAGAGAUGCUGAGGACCAUGCUGCAGCAGGGCGAGGCCAUGCACUGCCCACAGUGCCAGAUCGUGGUGCAGAAGAAGGACGGCUGUGACUGGAUCCGCUGCACUGUCUGCCACACUGAGAUCUGCUGGGUCACCAAGGGUCCCCGCUGGGGCCCUGGGGGUCCAGGAGACACCAGUGCGGGCUGCCGCUGCCGGGUGAAUGGGAUUCCUUGCCACCCCAGCUGUCAGAAUUGCCACUGAGCUGAGGAUGGCCUGGUCCCCAUGCUGACCCAGCCCCACAUCUGCAGGCUGCUGUGGGACAGAGCUGGUGCUUUGGCUCUGAUUUCUGGCCUGGGAGGUGCCUUUGCUCUUGGCUGAGACAGGAGCCCUGAAGAGGCCCGGGCCUUUGAGCUGCGUGGAUGGCCUUGUUUGCUGUGGGUAUCGUGGGGGGCCUGCCUGAGCUGGCCGUUGUCCACAGCCCCAUCUGUCCCAGUGCCUUUGCCCUUCCCCAGGGGCCUGCCAGCCAGACCUUUCAUCUCCUCUCUGCGGCUCCCACUCUGCCUAACCCAGCCUUAAACACAGCCCUGGCCAGAGGCCUUGCUGGAUGGAGUCCACAGCCCCCAUCCACCCCCUUGUCUGUUGAACCCUGUGCAUUCACAGCCCGCCACCUCCCCCGUCAGCUUUCUGGGGGUGACUUUUUUUGGCUUUGCUGUUGGAGGCCUGGGGCCUCUUAGAAUUGCUGCUAAUCCUGCUCAGAGCCAGGAGGAAUACCUGGCAGUUUCCAAAGCACAGCACAGCCGGUCCGGCUUCCGUGGCUCCGUCUUUGCCGCCUGUGUAAGCUAAUUAAAAUGGUUUCCCAGGAA
This is a messenger RNA of Phacochoerus africanus (Common warthog), 2449 nucleotides long. It is a transcript of the gene RBCK1, whose product is annotated as RANBP2-type and C3HC4-type zinc finger containing 1. Gene Ontology annotation, molecular function: ubiquitin-protein transferase activity; ubiquitin binding. The transcript is spliced from 13 exons. The record is from RefSeq and is a predicted model, not a curated record. Lineage: Eukaryota; Metazoa; Chordata; Mammalia; Artiodactyla; Suidae. Gene Ontology annotation, cellular component: LUBAC complex. Gene Ontology annotation, biological process: proteasome-mediated ubiquitin-dependent protein catabolic process; protein linear polyubiquitination; positive regulation of canonical NF-kappaB signal transduction. Bases 315 to 1847 code for a protein of 510 amino acids.